Molecule: messenger RNA, 222 nt
Organism: Trametes versicolor FP-101664 SS1
Lineage: Eukaryota; Fungi; Basidiomycota; Agaricomycetes; Polyporales; Polyporaceae
Exons: 3
Source: RefSeq, a predicted model, not a curated record
UCUUCAUACCCACCCGCCCAUCCCUAUACCAAAAUGAACGCGAACGUCGGCAAGCAGUACCAGGACAACCUGAUGGCGAUGUGUGCCACGGGCAACCACGACGUGUCGAAGAAGUACGGCGUGUGCGGUAUCAUCUGCGCGGUGCUCCUCUUCCCCUGCGGUCUGAUCUGUCUCUUCUCGGACGUCGAGAAGCGUUGCGUGCGCUGCGGCGCGAAGGUCUAG